AUGUUCAUUUCCAGCUCACGCAGCAAAUCCCAUCGAGAGAGUUUCCAGCAUCGUGCUGGAAAAUCGAUGAGCAAAAAACAGAAAUCAUUUAAAGAGAUCCAACUUCCGAUAAAGCGUGUCACAACCACUCGUUUGGCUCCAGUAUCGUCAUCACAUUCCUCACCUACCCGGACUGAGAGUACAUAUCCCACAUCACCUGACUCUGCAUCAGCUGUCGUGACCAUCAGUGUCGGACCUGAGCAGAGAUUAUUCGCCGCUCACGAAGGCGUCUUGAACAAGUCGCCCUACUUCGCCGACAUCGUUCGGGCGCAAUUCUUCGAACCUGCCGGCAAGCGUAUCGAACUUCCCAACGAAGCGCCUGAAGUAUUCUCUGCGGUUCUCGAGUAUCUCUAUAAGGGAGAUUAUACUCCAAACAUCAACUAUGAUAAGAAGCGUGGCAGUUGGUUCCUGGAAGACCAAGAGGGGACACAGGGUAACGACUAUUGCAUCCAGUCGGCACACGGCGCAUCAAUCUUGAGGGACACUGUCAUCUAUUGCUCCGCUUAUCGCUACCAACUACCCGAACUCCAACGCUUAGCACUUAAAAAGCAAGGCCUCGCGGCAAACGUGCAAUGCAGCACCAUCCUGUCUUCCGCCCGCUACGCUUACGCCAAUACACCCGCUUCCGACUCGAAACUUCGGGCACAUUACCUCGCCUUAAUCAUCCGCAGCCGCAACACAUUCAAGCGCAGCGGCACCAUGCAGUUGGAGAUGGAAGCAGGAGGCACGCCACUCUUCUUCGACCUCUUCGUCGCCAUGGUCAACCAUCUCGUAAGUACACCUGAGUCAUUGAAUACAUUACAUGUCCAUGCUGACGGAUCUCUGCACAGGAGGAUGUCACGAGCGGCAAAUCCCCUCGAGUGUAGUGCCGUCCGUCCAACGCACCCCACGAUGAACUCUCUCUUCGCGGCUUCUCUUCUCACCGUCAUCGAUUGA
Messenger RNA from Dissoconium aciculare CBS 342.82, 975 nucleotides. RefSeq lists its product as uncharacterized. Gene Ontology annotation, molecular function: protein binding. The record is from RefSeq and is a predicted model, not a curated record. The coding region runs from base 1 to 975 and encodes 324 amino acids. NCBI's taxonomy places the organism in Eukaryota, Fungi, Ascomycota, Dothideomycetes, Mycosphaerellales, Dissoconiaceae. The transcript is spliced from 3 exons.